AUGUUUCUUCUCAAUCGCCUUCGCCGGGCUUCCCGAGGGAUUUCCAGGCCAUCAAUGCGCCUCUUCGCCUCGUUCCCGAGUCAAGCGGACGCCCCCAUGCCCAGUGGAGCCACAAAGGGAAUCGUUGUGGGCAUUUAUGAGCAUCCGGAGAAGGACUACGUGUUCACAGAGUGCGGCGAGGAAGUGGACGGGAAGCUGAGGGGGCGGCUGAAGAACGAGAUCGAGCGCUGCGGCCUCAAGGGCAAGAGUGGCGAGGUGAAGGUGCUCAACGGACUCUCCGGAGAUUUCUACUCCGUGGCCAUUGUCGGACUAGGAACCAAGGAAGUGGGCUUCAGCGUGCCGGAGUCCCUCGAUAUGGGACUGGAGAAUGUGAGAGUGGCCGCGGCGCUGGGAGCGCUCAAGUUGCGGGACGAUUGCGUGGCGGAGAUCAGUCUGGAUCCGAUGGGACAUCCCGAGGAGGUGGCCGAGGGUGCCACGCUGGCGCUCUGGGAGUAUCAGGACAACCGUCGCGUGGAGGAUCGCCAGCGCGCAGUGGCGCUCGAGUGCUACAAUUGUCUGGACGAGGACGCGUGGACGAGGGGUCUAUUCAAGGCGGAGGCGCAGAAUCUGGCCAGGAAGCUGGCCGAAGCGCCCGCCAACCAAUUGACGCCCACAAUCUUCGCUCAAGUCGCCACGGACAGUCUCUGUCCAUGCGGAGUGACUUUGGAUGUGCGCGGCGCCGACUGGAUCGCCGCUCAGCGCAUGACGGCGUUCAUGGCGGUGGCCAGGAGCUCUUGCGAGCCACCGGCCCUGCUCGAGGUGAACUAUGCCGGGAGUGAGCCCGGAGAGCGUCCCAUUGUGCUCGUCGGCAGCGGAAUCACCUUCAACAGCGGCGGUCUGUGUCUGAAGUCCCUGCCCGAGAUGGAAUACGAGAGGGCGACCAUGAGCGGCGCCGCUGUAGUCAUGGCGGCCGUGCGAGCAGCCGCCGCCCUGUCUCUGCCCAUCAACAUCCGCGCCCUGAUCCCACUCUGCGAGAACAUGCCAUCGGGAAUGUCCUUCAAGGUAGGCGACGUCUUUCGCUGCUCCAACGGAAAGUCCGUGGCCGUUCACGACACCGGAAAUGCCGAGACUCUCAUCAUGGCGGACGCCUUCGCCUACGCCAUGCAGAUCUACAAGCCCAGGCUGGUGAUGGAUCUGGCCACGAUGACGCGCAAGGGCAAUCUGCUGGGCAGCACGGCGUCUAGCGUCUUCACCAACUCGGACGCCAUGUGGAAGGAGCUGCAGAAGGCGGGCGCCAUCACGGGCGAUCGCGUGUGGCGCUUCCCUUUGUGGAAGACCUACACGCGCCAGAUCAGCAACUUCACCAACUACGACUUGAGCAACCGCGGCGACGGUCAAGCCUACACUUGUCGCAAAGCGGCCUUCCUCAAGGAAUUCAUCGGUGAUUCUGAGUGGAUUCACAUGGACAUUGGUGAGGCUGGCUUGGUGUCUCCGCACAACUUCGUCCCUUACUAUCGUCAAGGCAAAAUGACUGGUCGUCCAACACGUGCGCUCAUACAAUUCCUCUAUCAACUUGCGUGUCCCGAACAAAUCACGGAUUUGAGAGAAAUGUAA
Molecule: messenger RNA, 1593 nt
Organism: Phlebotomus argentipes
Lineage: Eukaryota; Metazoa; Arthropoda; Insecta; Diptera; Psychodidae
Product: cytosol aminopeptidase-like
Exons: 2
Coding region: 1-1593 (530 amino acids)
Biological process (GO): proteolysis
Cellular component (GO): cytoplasm
Molecular function (GO): manganese ion binding; metalloaminopeptidase activity
Source: RefSeq, a predicted model, not a curated record